This is a messenger RNA of Halichondria panicea, 5341 nucleotides long. RefSeq names its product serine/threonine-protein kinase pakG-like. Gene Ontology annotation, molecular function: ATP binding; protein binding; protein serine/threonine kinase activity. Gene Ontology annotation, biological process: protein phosphorylation. The record is from RefSeq and is a predicted model, not a curated record. The transcript has 5 exons. NCBI's taxonomy places the organism in Eukaryota, Metazoa, Porifera, Demospongiae, Suberitida, Halichondriidae. The coding region runs from base 3094 to 5238 and encodes 714 amino acids.
CAUACAGUGUGUGGUCAUGGUUGAGUGCACUUAAACUUUUAACUUAAAGUUGAAGUGCAGUCAACCAUGACCACUAAUUGCAUUAGUAUGAAGAAACAUACAGUGUGCGGUCAUGGUUGAGUGCACUUAAACUUUUAACUUAAAGUUGAAGUGCAGUCAACCAUGACCACUAAUUGCAUUAGUAUGAAGAAACGUACAGUGUGUGGUCAUGGUUGAGUACACUUAAAAUUUUAACUUAUGCCAACCAACUUGAAAUCCUCUGUACUAGAAAUGCACUAUAGCUUAGCAACAGUCAACCUAUAUAUAAACAGCCAACCUAGCAACUGCAUCAUUUCUUUUGAAAUGUCCGAAGCCAUUUCUACAUCUCUGCUAAGAAGAGUUCGAGUCGGGCCUGUUCCACCGCAGUUUAAUAUCAGUAUGGAUGAAUGGAUAGAUAGUCAUAGCUCCACCCACAUGCACAACCAGCUCCUCCCCCAGCUUUUCAACCAGGAAGCGAGCUGCUCCUACUCCUCCUACUCUCGAAACAAAGAAACCUAAGCUUGCAAGUGCAAGGAAACGAGCGGCUCCUACUACUACUACUACUGUCGAGCAAAACCGUGCAAACGAAGAUACCUAAGCUAGAAUCCAUGCUGUCAGCAGCGCUUCUCUACAGCAAGUGAAGCAGAACUAACUAAGCUGUUUAAGCCUUUUGUUCCUAAGAAGAUGCAACUGCAUGGUCUCUAAGAAACUUCCAUUGCUGGGUGAAGAACAGAAGCAACCAAGACCAACUGGAGAAGUGUCCUGAAAAUCUACUGGAGGAAAUGGAUACCAAGAAGCUCAACUAUUGGCUUGCAGUAUUUUUAGUCGAGACCAGGAAGGUCACUGGAGAAUCCUAUCCUCCAACUACUCUACACAACAUUAUGUCAGGCCUCCUUCAAUACAUGCGAACUGUUGAUCCACAGAGGUGUCCAAACUUUUUUGCCAGAAACAAUGCCAAUUUUGUCACUCUUCAGAGCACCAUGGACUCUGUGUUCAGAACAUUGAGGAAGGAAGGUAUUGGAUCGGAGAAGAAAACAGCAAAGCCAUUUUCGAAGGAAGAAGAGCAGCAACUUUGGUCAUCUGGAGCAUUGGGUGUGCAAGACCCUAUAUCACUUCAACCUGCUGUAUUCUUUUCAAAUGGCAAAAGUUUUUGCCUGAGAGGAGGAAACGAGCAUCGUGAACUUAAACUAUCCCACGUAGGCUACAGAUACACCGAGAAUGCAUCCAAAAACCGUGCAGGUACUGCAGAACAAAACUGUCUUCAUAGCAACAGUUCCUGAAGCUGAAGAAAGAUGCCAUUGCUACCUACUGGACCUGUACAUCAGUAAGCUUCCUAGAAAAGCUGAUUUGUUUUACGUCCGUCCCCUCGAAAAUGUCCAACUCGAAUCUCAAACAUGGUAUACUUGUGUCCCUGUAGGAAAAAACAAACUGUACAAAAUGGUGAACGACAUGUGUACUCUUGCUGGGAUUCUGGGAAGAACGAACCAUAGCCUCAGAGCAACAGGAGCUACCGAGCUAUACAAUGCUGGUGUUCCAGAGAAUAUCAUUAACCCUUUAACCGUCGGAUUCUUAAUUAACAGUGAAGUGAAAUGUCUGUAAAUUCUCUAUCGGGUUUCCAGAGCAAUAAAAUGCCUAGUAACCAUAUACCAAUAGAAUGCCCAUACAACAAGGAAUAAAAUGGUGCAACAUAUGUUGCCAUAACAACCACGGUUAUUACGCUCAUCCGUUUUUAUUAUUUUAAAUGCUCGGCCAGCGGUGAGAUAAAAUCCAAAAAUUUUUUUUUAUGGAUCAGCCUAUCAUAUAGUAUAAAGGCUUGACUAAGCUUGAUUUUCACAUCAUAUGAAUGUAACAGUGCUAAGAUAUAUCAAUUUGAAGUACAAUACGUACAUGUAUUACUAUAUCGGUGAACGAUCUAUGAAAUUUACAAGCUCUACAUAAAGACUGUUCAUUACUGCUAAUUCUAUUUUAGCUAUACUAUACUUACUACUGAUAUUCUAGCUAUACUAUACUACUUGCCAGAGUCACACAGUUUGCCCUCUCCUGGUCUUUCACCGUCCUGGUCCAUAGCUCUAGCGUCUAGGUCCAUGUCAUGCAUGUCCUCAGUCCCAGACAGUUCAUCAGCGUCUGGCAUAAAGCUGGUAGCCUUUGGGAGGUAUCCUACUAUCCCCUCUCCUUCAUAGGUACUGUCAUCACCAGAGGAGACAUCGCCAUUGCUGUCCUCAAGCUGUUCAAGCACAUCGGCACAAGUAAACAACCUAGCCAUAGCUCUAAACUUCGUGCGGUAAAAUGCUAAUGAAAUUUUAACAUAGCAACGUGGCUUGGAAAAUUCUAGGCUAAAUUGCACGUGAUUCUAUAGCUCUUCCUCUAUACAGGGAUGUGCGUAGUUCGAGCUACUUCCUAAGUAUCGCAGAAUUAGAAUUUCGCAAAAAAAGUCACUAUUGCGGGCCACGAUCGUGGCCCGUGACGGUUAAAGGGUUAAAGAGCGAACUGGGCAUCGUUCUUUGGAGUGUCUACGCAUGUACGAGCGUACCAGUGAGAAGCAACAGAAUGCCGUGUCCAGAGUUUUAUCUGCAAAAAAAGAAACCAGUUUCAAUGUGGAGAUGACAAAACUGGCAGAAAACACAACGAACAUGCAUUGCAACUCACUCAUGCAUCUGUUCCAGUCAUGAACUUCCAUAAAUGCCAAGUGAACAUCAACUAAUACAGUCAUGCAUGGUCUAUCGCCGACAGUGGAGCUUCUCUCUACCAUUAGUUAUGUUAUUAUGUUACUGGACUACAAUCAUCUAGCUCUUAUAAUUAUUUUGUUAUUCCAUUCAUUGUAAAUCACAAUAAACUGUUAUUGUUGUAGUUUGUAGCCCAGAGCAAUCUAUAGUACCGGUACUACAGCUCAUAGUUCCCUGCUAAAUACACUCAAAUGGGAUCUAAUGCUCGCCUUGUAUAAGUUUUGUGAUGGGAUCAAGAUAUGGACUUUGCAAUACAAGUUGGUGCAGUUAUUGACAUGCCUAUGGGUCAUUCCAUACGAAUUCAACAUUACCUAAUGGCCGGGUGACUUCUCUAGAGUAUAAUUAUGAGAAGAUGUCUGACUAUCUCACAAUAGCAGAUCUAAACAAAGUGUACCUCGCUACGUUUGAAGCUCGAAUCAAGUGGCGAAACAUCUUGUUGAUGCUCGAAGUCUCUGCAGCUACAAUUAGAAGCAUCGGGAAAGAAUGGAACAACUAUCCUGAUGACUGCUAUCGUGAGGGGCUGUUGGAAUGGCUGAAUGAAGGAGAGAGAAGCUGGAAAUCUAUGGUCAAAGCAUUGUCCAGUCCUACUGUGGGCCACGUUCACAUAGCCAGGACCAUUGAGAGAGAUCAUCUACAGUCUAGCAAUCCUACUGAUGUGAAGUCAGAGGUUGACCAAAAUCACCAGAAGAUCAAUGAAGAUUUGACCAUUUUCCUGGACGAGCCACUCGGUAGUGGUGCAUUUGGAGCAGUCUUCAAAGGCAGCUACAGAGGCGAUCCUUGUGCUAUCAAACUAUUACAUCAGGUUGCUAUGGAGAUGCAGACAAAUAUUCCCGCCACCAAAAGUGAAGAUGCUAGCGAUGCAAUUGAUCGUGAGAGUAAUUUUCUCAAGUCGUUCCAGCACCCAAACGUUGUUCAGUUUUUGUCGACUGCUAAGCACCCCAAAUCAGGUGGUACCAUCCUCGUUGUUGAGCUGAUGGAUUGCAAUCUGAGAUCUUAUAUCUCCGGCCUUGGUGAAGAGUCCCUCACUAGCGAAUGUGAAAUUAGCCUCUCCAAAGACAUGGCUUGUGGUCUGGCCUACAUUCACAGCAAGCAGAUUAUCCACCGUGACCUCUGUGGCGAUAACGUCCUACUGAAGUUUACACUGCCAGUGCCUCUUGCAAAGAUUUCCGACUUUGGUAUGUCACGACUAUACGAUCCCUCCAAGCUUAGCUCCACCCUCACAGCCAUUGGUCAGCGUAAAGGGUAUCUACCUCCCGAGGCCUAUCAAUUAGAAGAAGAGAAUUACGAUAAUAGCCUGGAUGUGUUUUCCUAUGGAGUGAUUGUGGCACAAAUUGUUUGCAAGCUAAAGACGAUCAAAUCAGCCAAGGAUCGAUCAUUUCAUGUUGCCCAGAUCCCUCACACACACAUGUUGAGGAAGCUUAUCGACAGGUGUUUGCAAGAAGACAGGAGAAGGAGACCAUCUGCCAGGGACAUCUACGAUUUACUGCCAGUGGAGGAAACAAAGAUGGAGUCAAAGGACAUUCGACCAGUCAACCAGGGUCCCCCUCCCAGAGAGUUGAGACCUCCACUCACUCUGAAAGGGAGAAGAGGGAAAGACAUGCCAAUCAAGAUGGGCUUCACUGUACAGAGUGUUGUUGUCGGUGACACGGUUUAUGUUGGUGGAGGUGGUGGAAGUGGUACAGGCAAUGAUCAUGACAUGUGUACAGUGAUGAAGCUCGAGCAAGAUCAAUGGACCAAACUACCAGAGUACACUGCCAAGUGGUUCGCUCUGACAUCACUCGCUAAUCGACUAGUGCUGGUGGGAGGUCUUUAUCCAAGAAACUACAAACGAACCGAUCAACUUGCAGUAUUUGAGUCAGGGAAAUGGACUCACCCGUACCCACCAAUGAACAUUGCUCGUUCUUCCUGUGCAGCUAUUUCCUUCAACAACCACAUCAUUGUAGCUGGUGGGGUAAAUGAUAAAGUUCGUAUCUUCUCAUCUGUUGAGUUGUUGGACGUGACAUCAGAAAUAUGGUACAUUGCUCAGUCACUACCUAACCCACGAUCAUCACUAAAAUCAACUCUCAUUGAAAACACCCUCUACCUAAUGGGAGGGCACGCGUACGAUGGAUUGUUGGGUAACACUGGGAGGUUAACCAAGACAGUGCAUUACGUCGACCUCAAUGAACUCAUUGCAAAGGCCCAUUCCAACCUGGACACACCUACUCUUUGGCAGACCUUACAAGAAGUACCACUCGUGGGAUCAGUUCCUCUCAGUAUUGAGAGGUUACUAUUAGCCGUUGGUGGACGAGACGACAGACAAAAGAACUUAAGUUUAUCGAUCCACUUCUACCAGCCUGACACCAGGAAGUGGGUGAAAGUGGGCGAAGACCUGCCUAAUGAACGAUACAACUGCACAUGCUCAGUACUUCCUAGUGGAGAGGUCAUUGUAGCCGGAGGACAGAAACAAUCUAGUACUUGUAUUCAACAUGUGGAUUUCUUUUCUAUAAGUGCUUAAUUGUUUUGGCACUUAAUUGUUAUAAUGUCGUGCAUUGAGUUAACAAUUAACGUAUACAUACAAUCUUGGUAUGGUUACAUGUAUUUAUGUUGUUUCUACAAGA